AUGGUUGAAGAUGCCGAGAAACACCCACCAGCGAAGCAGCCAAAAAAAUUAACCCUGACCAACAAGUUCAAAGUCUGGAGCAAGAUGUCCAAACAAGACAAGCAAAAAGUCCAAGCUUUACAAAAGAGUGGAGGCGAUGAGCUGCUGGUGUGGAAAGGAGAUUCAAAGGCUACACAUGUGUAUUUUGAUGACAUUGUCAACCUUAUCAAGGAGGAAUCGAUACACAGUAAUAAAGUGAUACGAGAGUACCAUCCUCGCAAAAGGAGUAAACACAUUGAUGCACAUGUCAAAAACUACCAAGGAGAGAGAUACCUACUAUUCCCAUUGCAUCAUGAGUACCACUGGACGAUAGUUGUGUAUGAUGCUAAAGACAAUUUGUGGAGGCAUUACAACUCAUUGCGCCCAAGGACAAGCAUACAUGACCCACAUAUCGACCAAGCACAGGAAGUUAGGAAGUACAUCGAGCAUGUUGUGCGCGUUAUUAGCGAGUCAUCACCACUGUGCACUAAGUUAGGAGGCCAAAAUCCAUCACAACCAAUCAUAGUAGUUGAUGUCUGUCCUCAGCAAGAGUGGACUGCGGACCUGCAGUAUGUUACAUCAUGCGGGCGCACAUAUACCAUGAAGAAAUUAUGGGCAACCUCACUAGUGCAGAAUGGUGUGGACUACGAGAUUUAUUAGUACAUAGUUUUUUGAAUCAUAAGAAAUCAGAGCAUCAUUAAAACCUAUAGGUGGGGGGUGUCCACCUACAAACUAACCAACACUCGAUAUGAAUGUUAAUAUGGAAUGCUUUGACAUUUUGACACAACAACUGAUUGUAAAACA
This is a messenger RNA of Camellia sinensis, 822 nucleotides long. The record is from RefSeq and is a predicted model, not a curated record. Lineage: Eukaryota; Viridiplantae; Streptophyta; Magnoliopsida; Ericales; Theaceae.